This is a messenger RNA of Cuscuta campestris, 1096 nucleotides long. Lineage: Eukaryota; Viridiplantae; Streptophyta; Magnoliopsida; Solanales; Convolvulaceae. The record is from the annotation of a GenBank genome assembly.
CGUUUUUCGGGACAGCCGGCUAUAUACGAGUUAGGCGGGUACCCGAGCUCAUGAUCGGGUCUACAUGCAAAAGUCACCAUUUGGCCACCAUGCAUGGAUGCAUGAUCUUCCUAGACACGUGUCAUCUUCCCACACCAUCCCGUUUCUACAAGCACCACCUUUCAUUUACAAAUCAAUCAAAUUAUUAAAGCAUCCAUUUGAUAUCUCUCGUCCAUCUCAGAUCUCUCUUUAUCUCCGAUAGAUCCGAUAGCUUGGCGAAUGGCAUCCGCGGUUGAGCGUCACGGCGGCGGCGGGGAGCAGACGCCGCCGGGGAAGGCGAUGACGGUGGAGCAACACGCGGUGGACAAAAGCGCAAUGGUCCUGCAAUCUCUGGCCCCAAUCAAAGGGAUGAAGCAACAUGUCUGCACUUUCGCACUCUGCAGCCGCGACUUGGGCCGGCAAAUCGAGACCCACCACUACGUCAGCCGCCUCAACCACAAUUUCCUCCAGUGCGCCGUCUACGAUUCCGACGACUCCCGCGCCCGCCUCAUCGGGGUGGAGUAUAUUGUUUCUGAGAAUAUUUAUGAGACUUUGCCCGAAGAUGAACAAAAGUUGUGGCAUUCUCAUGCUUAUGAGAUAAAAUCGGGAUUAUGGGUGAGUCCAAGACUACCAGAGGUGGUGGUGAGACCUGAGCUUGAAAAUCUUGCCAAGACCUAUGGCAAAUUCUGGUGCACUUGGCACACUCAGAGAGGUGACAAGCUUCCAAUAGGGACGCCAUCCCUAAUGAUGUCUCCACAGGGAGUGAAUCUAGGGAUGGUGAAACCCGAUUUGGUGUACAACAGGGACCACAAGUACAAAAUAUCCACAGACAGGCUGAAGGGGUCCCGCGUAGACAUCCCUGAGCCCGAGUGGAUCAAUCCUAUGUCCGACUAUUGGAAACAACACGACAGAAAGGGCUUCGUUUUGGAGGCUGAGAUAACCGAAAUGAUCAAGAGGCCUGCCGCUGCAUUCCCUUGAUUGUGAAGUUCUUCCACUGCACCUAAAUAAUCUUGUUUGGAGAUGAUUAAUGGCCUUAUUUAGAGAUUUGGUGGUUGACUCAUCAAAAUGGCUAUUUAUG